This is a messenger RNA of Tyto alba (common barn owl), 4965 nucleotides long. RefSeq names its product family with sequence similarity 78 member B (gene FAM78B). The record is from RefSeq and is a predicted model, not a curated record. The transcript has 2 exons. NCBI's taxonomy places the organism in Eukaryota, Metazoa, Chordata, Aves, Strigiformes, Tytonidae. The coding region runs from base 64 to 849 and encodes 261 amino acids.
GACGAGCCGCCCCCCCGGCCCCGCGGCUCGGCGGCGGCGGGUGACGGCGGCGCGGCGGCGGCGAUGGGGUGCCUGCAGAGCGUGGCCUGCAAGGCGCGGGUGCGCCGGGAGCAGAUCGUGGUGUCGGACGUGUCGGCCACCAUCGAGCCGGCGGCCACCGCCAUCGAGGAGAGCUCGCCGGUGGUGCUGCGCUACCGCACGCCCUACUUCCGCGCCUCGGCCCGCGUCCUCAUGCCGCCCAUCGCCCGGCGGCACACCUGGGUGGUGGGCUGGAUCCAGGCCUGCAACCACAUGGAGUUCUACAACACCUACAGCGACCUCGGCGUGUCGAGCUGGGAGCUGCCCGACCUGCGAGAAGGAAGAGUAAAAGCCAUCAGCGAUUCGGAUGGCGUGAGCUACCCUUGGUAUGGAAACACCACAGAGACUGUGACCCUGGUCGGGCCCACGAACAAGAUCUCCAGGUUCUCGGUGAGCAUGAAUGACAAUUUCUACCCCAGCGUGACGUGGGCUGUCCCUGUGAGCAACAGUAACGUGCCGCUGCUGACCAGGAUCAAAAGGGACCAGAGCUUUACCACGUGGCUGGUGGCCAUGAACACCACCACCAAGGAAAAGAUCAUCUUGCAGACUAUAAAGUGGAGGAUGCGCGUGGACAUUGAGGUUGAUCCCAUGCAGCUGCUGGGGCAGCGGGCACGGCUGGUGGGAAGGACUCAGCAGGAGCAGCCCCGGAUCCUCAGCAGGAUGGAGCCCAUCCCACCAAACGCACUAGUGAAACCCAACGCCAACGAUGCCCAAGUCCUCAUGUGGAGACCCAAGCGAGGCCAGCCGAUAGUCGUGAUACCUCCCAAGUAGAGCGGCGCCGGUGCGCGCGCGCGCGAGGACCUGGGUGCUGUCAGCCCGCUGCAAGCAAAACGGGGUUUCUGAGCCAAAGCAGACCUCUUGGGUUCUCCUGCCUUCGUAGCUGUGGUUGGAAACGCGGCUCCUCCUUAGUAAUAGGGCCUGGCCGGCACAGGGGGUGCAGAAGAGGGAUUGCUGAGCUGGAGGAUUUCCCAGGAAGCAGAAUCUGAGUACCCCUAGGGGCUUACAUCUGGCAGCGAGGCUGUCUGACCUAACUGACCCGUCUUCCCUUGCGGCGCGGUGCGAGGAGCGUGAGUGCGGUUGAGCUGUGCCCGUGGCGAGCGCUGCUUGCCGCCCAGCUGGAGGUAGAACCGGAGGCCAUGCCUGCGGGACGCGGGGGGGGGCUCCUGCGGUGACCCUUCCCGCCGGGGGCGCGGGUGUCCCCGCCGUGUCUAUACCUAUGCAUUUCGGAUCGAUAAUCGCCCCGCUCGCUGGGACUGGGCGGGAGGGCCCGGGAGCGGAGCGGGAGCUGGCAGUGCUGGGGCGCCGAGCCGGAGCCCGGCCGCUGCCCGGGAGGGGUUUUCUGCAGCCGAGGGGAAGCGGGACACAUUUUUGCAUGCGUCUGGGUGUGUUUGGAGUAGUUGUGAGUGUAGGAGAUGCCAUAGCUCUUUUCAGUCUUCGAGUGAGAUCUAAGGGCAGGUUAGAUGUCCUUUCAUUUUAAGGUGCACUAAAUCUUUGCAGUUCCUCAACCUCCCUCCACCCCCACCUCCCCGAAAUCUCACUGACCCUUCUCUUACGGAAGCAAAGCCGAUUCUCAGCCGAGUGAGAAGCUGGGAGCAGUGCCCGUCCACCCAGCCCAGCUGCUCGCUGACUCUGUGUGUGGGGUACCCAAACCAGCUUGGAGGUACCUUGGGACUUGCACGCUUCCACUGCGGGCCCAAGUCCCUUGCAAGAAGUUGAGUGCUUGCUCAUUUUCCACACCAAUGCCGGCUCGUGUGGAGACCCUCCUCCUCCUUAGCCACCCACGGAGCAGGGUGCCUGCUGGCAGGGACACUGGCGGAGGGGACGGCACACCUUGUGGUAACUCCCCAGGCUCUGCUGGGUUGGGGGUCACCUCCCCAUGGGUCAGAGGCAGGGAUGUGAGCAGCAGCUGCAUGGAGCAGGGCUGGGUUUGCGUGGAAUCGAGGAGGUGAGCAUGCUGCCUCCUGCUGCUGCACUGCUUGGGGUCUUAACAGGGGGUUUUAUUUGCCUUUCUUCUCGCCCCUCACUGCCUGGAUGGCUGGCAUUGUCUGGUCCACGAGCAGGUGCCGUGCUGUGGGCUGUGACCUGUAAUUCCCAAAAUCUCGCCCUCGAGAUGCAGCAGAGGUGUAAGCCACGGCUGUGCUGCCAGUGCCCCAGGUGCCCCGUCGCUCCUGGGCAGCUGGUUACAGCUUUUGCCACUUUCUCCGCUCCAUCCCGGCACGAGCCCUGCAGCUCCUCCGGCUCACGCCCCUGCCUUUGCACCACGGGAGGUUUGCACUGGGAAUUACCCGCAUCUCCAGGGGGUAAUUCCCUCUGGGAUGGUCCCAUCUUCUGUCCCAUCCCCAAGGAGAGCCUGGGGAGGGUCGCCGCGUUCGGCGCUUUCACGCGAAGCCCUUCCUGCAGCGCUGCCCUCAGCCUGGCUGCCGGGACACCCGGCCCGGCGCUGCUUUGCUCCCCACGGCGUGCUGGCACGUCCCCGCGGCAUCGCUCCGCAGAGCGCGGCCGAGCUCCUGCAAAGCUUCGGCCACGGCUUGUGCUUUUCCAGGGAGGGAUGUGCACCCUGGUCCCCACUGGCAAAGGGGCUCCCCGGGCAUCUUAGACCAAAAAUCCCUGUGAAAUCCUCAUGCUCCUUAUUAUUCUCAGUAGUGUUUGCUGCUGAUUUCUAUUAUUUAUUUUUUCUUUUGGGAGCAUCGUGUUUUGACGCCUCGAUGCACAUUUCUUGGUGCUGGGGCUGGCAGUCCUGCUCUUCCCGCCUGGCCUCACGGCGGGGUUGAGAAGCUGCUGCUUUCGGUGCCUCCGUCUGGGUUUCGCUGGGGGCUACAGCCUUGUGGUGGGAAAGGUUUGGAGGGAGAGGGGGGCUCUGAGCUUUGGUUUGCUGUGUUUUCUGGAGCAAAACUUCUACUGGUUAGCUUGUUGGUGUGGGAAGAUGUCCCGCUGUUGUGAGACUCUGCACGUGGUUUUGUCCUGCCGCGGGAUUGACAGCAGCUUUUGCCGUCACCGAUGUUUCGUUUCUCAAAAAGCGUGUGUGGAGAGGGGCUAGAAACUUUAAAUACAAUUUUCCUUAACAUUUGGGGGCGGAGGAGGAGGAAAGAGCUUUCGGUUUGAAAUAAGUCAGAUGUAUACUUUGGACCCAGUGGGACAGAAAUGCCUCUGGCAGCAUCAGAGCUAAAAAGCCAGAGGAAGGGGUUCCCCAACAAACAGGUAGCCCUGAGAUGGGCUCCCCGAUGGGAGAGGAUGCCACGUCCAGACAGGCUGCGUGAGUCAGCUCCCCAAAACCCACGUGGGAGAGCGGGGAUGCUGGCACAGGGAUGCUGCUGAAUUCAUUGCCGUUUUUUGGGAGGUGCUGGCCGACCGGAGCCUCGGCACAUCAUCUGCCUCACGCCGAGGCAGCAGCGGCCGCCGUUUCUGUUCGUGUGUGUGCGUCUGCAACGUCCCCGGGGAGGUGCUUGGUGCCGGUGUUGGGCUGGGGGCCUGGCCGUAGCCGUGUGCCUGCGCUCCCAGGGCUCCCCAGCCUGCAGGCAGGCUCUGGCUGAGCCCCGGGGCCAUGCCUGUAGCUCACCCCUCCAGGCUUCUGCCAGGCUUCCGCGCCCGCUCCUUCUCCAACAGCUGGAUUUGAUGCACUUAACUCGGUUUGAUGCGUGGGUUGUCUUUGUGGGCAUUUCCCCGUUAAAAAAAAAAAAAAAGAAAAAAGUUUGCAAAAAUUGUUGGCAAAAAAAAAAAAAAUUUGCAAACAAUGUUUGCAAAAAUUUGCAGGCAUUUGGCGUGUUCGCAAAAGGUGCGUGUUGACACUUGGGUGGAGGUGCUGGGUGAGCGUCUGCCCGAGCUCGGUGGCACUGACGGGGGGAGCCUGGGUGCAGGGCUCGCGACGCUCAGGUGAAGGGGAGGGAGGGGAGGCGGCGGGUGGGAGCCCCCACCUGCAAAUCCGGGUCUGGCUCACGUCCCCGUGGCCUGCAGCCGUACCGAUGGGCACCCCGAGCGGGAGCCCUGGCUGCAGAGCCCAUGCCAGGGACAAACACCCGGACCCACGGGCUUGGCUGUCCAACCACCCCGUGGGCCGCCUUCCUUGCACUCCCCCUUUUUGCACCAGCACCCCGUUAUCUCAGGGAGGGGCAGGUCACGGAAAUGCCCACCCACACACUCCCCUUGCCCUGAGCCUUGGGGUGCCCCGUUUCCCCUCCGUCCCCAUCAUUGGGUCACUUAUUUAUUUAUCUAUCUAUCUAUUUAUUUAUUUAUUUAUUUAUUUAAGGUUUAAGUUAUUUAUUGUAUUUAUUGAUGGCUGAAAGUCGGGGGGGGGGGGUGUGUCAUUUCUGCUGCGUGGUGGGGUCAGCUGGGUUCCCCCCCCCGCCCAGCCCCCUGUGCAUUUUGGGGUGCCGCCAGGGAGGGAUGCUUGCGGGCCCCCGGUGCUCCCAUCCCCUUUCGGAGCCCCGGGGAUGUGCUGGGGAAGAAAGGAAGGGGAAUCACAUUGGUGCCUGCAGGGAGGACACCCGGUGCCUGUCCCCUUCCCGCAGAAGCGCGAAGCCCCCGUGCCCCCUCCCCGGGAGCUGUGCUCCCUCCCGUGCCCAUCCGUAUUUAUGGAUCCACCCUCCUGGCGUUUCUCCGUUCGGCUCCUGCUGGAUUUGCUGUUGCCAAUUCCCGGAGAUGGUGAGAAGAGCCAGGACGUGUGUGGGUGUCGCUAUGGAGAAAAGACCAAACCAGGUAUUCUGCUGCCGCGUGGGGAAAAUCGGAAGGAGAAGAGGAAAGCUGGUUUUGCAGAGUGCCUUAAACACAAAUGACUUUACCGAGUAGGGGGCUUGGACUUCUGUCUCUGGAUAUUAUUACCAACUCGAACAAAUGUUGCAUUUCACUUCUCUGGGAUUAAAAGAAAACCACUCGAGCUGUACUGGAACCAAA